CAGCCGCGAAAUCGAUUCACGCCGCGCGUUGGGCACAGGCAUCGUUUGUAUAGACCGGCGUGCGCGAGCGCUGCGGAUUUUCAGCUCUUCGAGCGCUGACGCUUGAAGAAAGCGCUUUGAGCCGCUGUGCGCCGCGUUGGCAUCGGUGCCAAAUUGACUCAGGCUCAGGCUAAUUACGUCGCGGGAUUGACAGCGCUGCGAAAAAAUGCCGCCCAGGAAGCGCCAGAAGGCGACGCGCCUCAUAGCGUGGCCCGGCCGCGACGCGGCGCCGCUCCACGAGCGCUUCGCGCCGCGGACCGCCAAGGAUUUGAGGGUUUACCCGAAGACCGUCGAACGGGUAAGAGCAUGGCUUAGAAGGGCGACGGGCCGCUCGCCGGACCCGGGAGGAUAUUCAUCACCUAGAUUAUUGAUUCUCGCCGGCCCGGCGGGCGUCGGGAAAUCGGCGACGCUAGAUGUCCUCUGCAGAGAGGAGCAACUGACGCCAGUGACCUACCGAGACUCGUACGGCUUGGGUGGAGACGGCUUCGGCUUCGAGCGGCGACCGUCGGACUUUAAUGAGCCUAGGUAUGAGUCGCAGCUGGACGCGUGGGCGCGGUUCGUGAGAUCAGCAAGGUACAAGCCCCUGUCCGACGACCGGCCGGCGGUCUUUGUCUUAGACGACUUCCCGACGACGGAGGGGUACGACGACGGCACGUCGUCGUCCAGGAAAGCGUUCAGAUCAAUACUAGAAGAAGUAUGUAGGUCGAGAGACCGCGCGCCGUGCGUGCUGAUCGUGACGGGCGAGAUCAGCGAGAAGUCGGACACGUCGAUCGUCGCCGAGCGACUCGUGGGCGAGUCUGUGAUGAUGUCCCCUCAUUCGGAACUGAUAGAGUUCCUCCCAGUUACCGAAAAAAAGUUAAGGAAGCUCCUCGACGAAGUGAGCGAGGGCGCGGCCUGGCCUAGGCGCCCGACCAUUUCCAGUGAUACGCUCGACGCGCUGGCGGUGGCCGCGCGCGGUGAUUUGAGAAAGUGCCUCUCGACGCUCGAGAUCGCGCUGCGAGGCGGAACGACGGAUCCCGCAGCAACACAUAAGUCCGACGCUGGUGUGAGUGAUGUGCACGCGGUCCGGCGCAUCUGCCGCGGCGGCAGCGCCAAGCGCGACUCUCAUGGACGUUGGGUCGACUCCAACGGACAUGAAGUGGACCCUGAUGCUACUGUUAUGAAUUCCAAGAUGGGCCCCGACGCCUUCGCGACCUUCGUGCAAUUUAAUGGCGCUUCUGAUUUUCAGAGCAUUGAAGAUUUGUCCGAGGCGUGGCGCACGCUGUCGGAUGCCGAAUUAUUAUCAGCUAGAGUAUAUGUACCUGGCCGGGAGAACGACGCUAUAUAUCCGUUACAGUACGUCGCCUCCCUGACUGGAAGGGCUAUACUGGUUGCGAACAGGCGGCCGACGCCGCCUUCGUUCAAGCCGGCGCGCCGGCCUAAGUACUACGACGUGCGGGCGUCGCUGAAGCUCAAGACGUUCGACCGCCGCAUAUUAGAUGCGCCGCCGCGCAUGGCCAUGAGGCUGGGCGAGCGCUCGUACGACGUGCUCCAAGACGAGGCGUCGGACGUUUCCGAUAUUGAGGACUCCGAGGACGAGGCGCCGAGGGAGCUGCUCGCGCCGCAGCCUUUUGAUGAGGACGCAAUGUUUGAAGCGGCCGCAGCGGCCUUGGACGCUGCCGAAGCUGCGGAGCGCGAGCGGGCCGCGGCGGCGACUCCCGCGCCGCCGCCUCCGGUGCCUGUUGCUCCCGCGCCGGCGCCGCCUGUGACAUUCGAGUCCACGGCGCCGCCGCAAACGCGCGAGGAGCGGGCGCCACCACCGGUCUCGCAAGCGCCGGCGGCGGCGCCGCCCGAACGGAAGCGGAAGAAGUGCCUCCUCGACACGUCCUCCGACGAGGACGAGCCGCCGGCCGCGGCGAGGGAGGUCGUGGACCUGACGGCGGACGAGUGAGCCAUUGUGUUAAGUGAAAGACAUGUUUACAA
Molecule: messenger RNA, 2001 nt
Organism: Pelagomonas calceolata
Lineage: Eukaryota; Pelagophyceae; Pelagomonadales; Pelagomonadaceae
Source: the annotation of a GenBank genome assembly